AUGUCUGUUAAUUAUGCAUCGGGAUUGUCACCAUACGACAAUAAAGGAAAAUGUGGACUUCCAGAAACAUUUGAUUCACCAGAAUUGUUGUCAAGCAAACUGCAGGAGCUAGCUGAUUUAAUGAGAAGUAGCAAACAUAUUGUUGUUCACACUGGGGCGGGUAUCAGCACCUCCGCUGGGAUUCCUGACUUUAGGGGCCCGAAAGGUGUUUGGACACUAGAAGAAAAAGGAGAAUUUCCACAGCUUGAUGUAACAUUUGAUUCUGCAGAACCCACAGUAACCCACAUGGCACUUGUUGCACUUGAGAGAGCAGGAAUAGUGAAGUAUGUAGUCAGCCAGAAUAUUGAUGGACUUCAUCUUCGAUCAGGCUUCCCACGCAAUAGGUUGUCAGAACUUCAUGGAAACAUGUUUGUAGAAGAGUGUAAUAAAUGUGGUUUUCAGUACAUAAAAGAGAAUUGCGUUCCAACAAUGGCUAGGAAUCUAACUGGAGGAUCAUGCAGGCAGAAUAAAUCCAGGGGAUUAUGCAGGGGAAAGUUGAUAGACACUAUAUUGGACUGGGAGGAUUCACUGCCGGAGCAAGAUCUAAGUACGGCAAUUGAAGAGUGCAAAAAAUCUGACCUCAGCAUAUGUUUGGGAACAUCUCUGCAAAUACUGCCAAGUGGGAACAUUCCCCUGCAAACCAAGAAAAAUGGCGGGAAACUCAUCAUUGUGAACUUGCAGCCUACAAAACAUGACAAGAAAUGUGACAUGAAAAUCUCUGCCUAUGUGGAUGAUGUCAUGAAACAACUCUGUGAGGCUCUGGAGGUUAAAAUUCCACAGUAUAAUGGUCCUUCUUUCUGUCUUACUUCAGUUCAUACAUUAAAGUCUGAAAAGAGUUGGCAAGUAGUAGCCGAUGAAGGACUCUUGGGGAAAUUACAAGGAGAUUGGAAACUUAAGACCAUCAAAAAAUCUGCAAGACCUAAAGAUGAGUCAAAUGAAGAUGGUGAUGUCAAAGCAAAGAAAAUUAAAAUGGAAGAUAGUUUCACACCAGCUGGCACAGUUAAAUGUGAAACGGUGAAAGAAGAGGAUGUUUCACAGGUAAAAUGUGGCAGCAUUGAAGAAAGUGGACAUGCUAGCAGUAAGGAAGUUACUAGCAGUAUAACAGUGCUGGAAUGUCCCUUAGUAGCUCGAAAUUGUCUUGAUGAGGCUUGUAGCUCAGUUGCUUUAAAUCCUUGCACAAUACACUGUCAGUCAUAA
Molecule: messenger RNA, 1236 nt
Organism: Candidula unifasciata
Lineage: Eukaryota; Metazoa; Mollusca; Gastropoda; Stylommatophora; Geomitridae
Source: the annotation of a GenBank genome assembly